AGCCAUGGCGUAACUCGUAGCGUCAUUAUAAUGGGAACCCACUUGUUGUUUUUUUUUAGAUCUAAGGUUUAGGUAGGUUGGAAUUCUGUUUCCUUCAGCUUGGUGUUAUAUGGAUGGUUAUUUAACAUAAUGAUAGCCUUUCCAUCCAAACUGAUUGUUUUAGAAGUCUGUAUACUGGGCUCACUAAGCUUGCUUUUGGCGCAGGAAGCCAUGUUGUUCAGAGUGUCAGAAGUAAACGUCGCCAUGGUUGCACUGGAGGUACCGGAAGUGAUCACGUCUCUGACGUCAUGUGCCAUUAGAUGCCAUAUGUUGGCUGGUUCUUGUUUUAGUUUUAAAUACAACCUGGUGACAUCAUUAUGUUCACUUGGUUCGUGGAUUGUCCCUUCAAACGGAACCAGUUCUUUGCAGCCCAGCGAGGGUCUCUUUACAACAGGAGCAUUUUGUAACACGUCAUUGAACUUUACUCUAGAAACAAACGGAACUGCCAGCGUCUGUAUCUGGAUAUCAACCAAAAGUUACAACUACACAACGUCUGUCAAUUCCUGUUUAGCUCGAAGGAUGCAUCUGUACACACCAAAGACUUUGGACAAAUUCAGUAUAAUGACAUCAAUAGUUAUAAGACUGCAGAAAAAUUUCUGGAUCGGACUGGACGACAUAGAAGUGGAAAAUGUCUUUAGAUGGGUGGACGAUGGAUCUCUUCUGGACAACAAUUACAGGAAACAGAUAUUUGCUCCAAAUCAACCCGACAAUCACAACGGCUCCGAGGACUGCGUGGCUUACAAUUUAAAAUAUUUCCCGCUCAACGAUGGGACCUGCAGUUCUGCUCUUCCAUAUAUCUGUGAAAAAGGUACAACAGAGUCUACUUUUUAAAAAGCCAGACCAACAGCAGAAGUAUAGAAUCAAUUAAAGUGUUAGUAAAUUAAAUAACA
Messenger RNA from Biomphalaria glabrata, 929 nucleotides. RefSeq lists its product as uncharacterized. Lineage: Eukaryota; Metazoa; Mollusca; Gastropoda; Planorbidae. The record is from RefSeq and is a predicted model, not a curated record. The coding region runs from base 130 to 870 and encodes 246 amino acids. The transcript is spliced from 5 exons.